AUGGCUUUAAGCGAAAUUAUUUUGGGAAUUGUUUGCGUUUUUGCUGCAAUUCUUCUCUUCUUCCUCAUUUCAAUUUAUAAUAAUUAUAAGAAAGUGAGUCACAUUCCAGGUGCUUUCCAAUUCUUCUUGACUUUUAAGAAUAUUCCAAUCAUUUCACCUUAUUUGAGUUUCGAUGGACACAAGAGAAUGGAACAAUUGGUCAAAACUCACGGAGAUCCAAAAACUGGACUUGUCAGAUUAUCCAUGUUCGAUAGAAAUAUGGUUGUAGUUUCAGAUAGAGACAUGUUGAAGGAAUUGUUGGUCGUUAAGGGUGGAAUUUUCAUCAAAUCUUGGAAAUUAUAUGAAGUUUUCAAUGCUUUCGGCAAGAAUAUCUUAUCAAUUCUCGAUGGUACCAGUGAUUCAUGGAAAAAUCAUCACAAAGUAGCUUCAGGUGCUUUUGCUUCUAAAAAUUUGGAAUACAUGUCAAGAGUUGCCUCAAAAUCUUUGGAUUUGUGUAAGGAAAGUAAAUGGGAUGGUGAAAUGGAAAAGGCAUUGAAGGAAGGAAAGGAAGGUAUUAUUAUUGAUACCAAUGCUGAUUUUAGUGAUAUUACUUUGGACGUUCUUGGUAAGGCUGCUUUCGGUUUGGACUUUUCCAUCUUUGAUGAAACUAACCCAGAAGGUAGAAUUUUCAGAAAAUCCCUCGAAAAGAUGUUUACCACUGGUGUAAUCUUAAAACGUUUCGUCGGAUUAAAUCCAGUCCUUUCCUGGGCUUUCCCAUGGGCUUGCAAAUAUACUGGUUUAGAUAAGGCAGUAAAAGUUGUGAGUGAUAAGUUGGAUGCAAUCAUUGCGGAAAGAACUCGUGAAGUAGAAUUGCGUGGAAUGGAAGAUGGAAACACAUCCGAAACUGGUGUUGAAGAAAGAAAGGAUUUGUUGAGUGUUUUGGUUGAAGCCAAUUUCAUUCAAAAGGGAAUCUUGUCAGGUGAUGAACUCAAAUCUGACGCUUAUAUCUUUUCGCUUGCUGGACAUGAGACAACUUCAACAACUUUACAAUGGGUUUGUUACGAAUUAUCAACAAAACCAGAUAUUCAAAAUAAGAUUCGUGAAGAGAUUGAUUUACAUCUCGGAAAGGGUGUAAAUGCCAGAGCUCCAAACUUUGACGAUUAUCCAAUUAUGAACUAUGUCAAUGCUGUCAUUAUGGAAACUGCAAAUAGAAGUGAUCGAAACUGGGAUAAACCUUUAGAAUUCAUUCCAGAAAGAUAUCCAAUGAAUGCUGAAGAACAAUUGAGAAUUCAACAUGAUUUCACUUGGAUUCCAUUCUCUAUGGGUAAUCGUAAAUGCAUUGGUUUCAAGUUUGCUCAAAUUGAAGCUUUUACAAUUCUUGUAAGAUUACUUCAAUUCUAUGAAUUAGGAUUGGAUAAUGAUGAAUCUAAUCCAAAGGAUCAAAUUGUUGAUGUUCCUGGCGUUACAGUUCGUCCAGGAAAUUGUAGAAUUAUUCUCAAACCAAGAAAGGAUCUUUAA
Molecule: messenger RNA, 1497 nt
Organism: Naegleria gruberi
Lineage: Eukaryota; Heterolobosea; Eutetramitea; Acrasida; Naegleriidae
Exons: 5
Coding region: 1-1497 (498 amino acids)
Molecular function (GO): monooxygenase activity; iron ion binding; heme binding
Source: RefSeq, a predicted model, not a curated record